Molecule: messenger RNA, 1542 nt
Organism: Oncorhynchus masou masou (cherry salmon)
Lineage: Eukaryota; Metazoa; Chordata; Actinopteri; Salmoniformes; Salmonidae
Product: gastrula zinc finger protein XlCGF57.1-like
Exons: 1
Coding region: 98-1306 (402 amino acids)
Biological process (GO): regulation of DNA-templated transcription
Molecular function (GO): DNA-binding transcription factor activity, RNA polymerase II-specific; RNA polymerase II cis-regulatory region sequence-specific DNA binding
Source: RefSeq, a predicted model, not a curated record
GGACCAUAAAAGAGUACACACAGGAGAGAAGCCUUUCCAAUGCUCCCAGUGUGGAAAUGGUUUUACUCAGUUAGGGAACCUGAAAAGGCAUGAGAGAAUGCACACAGGAGAGAGAACUUUCCAAUGUUCCCAGUGUGGAAAGAGUUUCACACGGUUAUGGAGCCUGAAGGAACAUAAAAUAGUUCACACAGGAGAGAAGCCUUUCCAAUGCUCCCAGUGUGGAAAGGGUUUUAUUCUGUUAGGGAACUUGAAAAAGCAUGAGCGAACACACACAGGAGAGAAGCCUUUCCAAUGCUCCCAGUGUGGAAAGAGUUUUACACGGCUAGGGAGCCUGAAAGCUCAUGAAAGCGUACACACAGGGGAGACAUCUUACCAUUGCUCUCUGUGUGAAAAGAAAUUUACCAAGUUAAAGAACCUAAAAAAACAUAUAAAAUUACACACAGGCGAGAAACCUUUCCAAUGCACCCAAUGUGGAAAGAGUUUUACACGGUUAGGAAACCUGAAGGAUCAUAAAAGAAUACACACAGGAGAGAAGCCUUUCCAAUGCACCCAAUGUGGAAAGAGUUUUACACGGUUAGGGAACCUGAAGGACCAUCAAAUAAUGCACACAGGAGAGAAGCCUUUCCAAUGCUCCCAGUGUGGAAGUGGUUUUACUCAGUUAGGGAACUUGAAAAGGCAUGAGAGAACUCACACAGGACAGAGAACUUUCCAAUGUUCCCAGUGUGGAAAGAGUUUUGCACAGUUAGGGAGCCUGAAAGAACAUAAAAUAGUUCACACAGGAGAGAAGCCUUUCCAAUGCUCCCAGUGUGGAAAGGUUUUUACCCUGUUAGGGAACUUGAAAAAGCAUGAGAGAAUACACACAGGAGAGAAGCUGUUCCAAUGUUCCCAGUGUGGAAAUAGUUUUAAAAGUUUAGGGAGCCUGAAGGAGCAUGAAAGGACACACACAGGGGAGACAUCUUACCAUUGCUCUAUGUGUGGAAAAGAUUUUACCAAGUUAGGGAACCUAAAAAAACAUACAAAAUUACACACAGGAGAGAAACCUUUCCAAUGCUCCCAAUGUGGAAAGGGUUUUACACGGUUAGGGAAUCUGAAGGACCAUAAAUUAAUACACACAGGCGAGAAGCCUUUCCAAUGUUCCCAGUGUGGAAAGGGUUUUACCCAGAUAGGGAACCUGAAAAGGCAUGAGAGAACCCACACAGUCUUAACAAUGACCCCAGGAGUUGGAACCAGUUCAGAAAACAGAACAGAAAACCGCAAAAAAUGUGUUUUUAUUGAGGAAAAGAAACAGAACCGGGAAAGAAAGUGAUCUCUAGCGUACUGGAACAGAAGCAUUAUUUUAAUAGUAUGGUAACCGGUUAAUAACGUUCUUUUAAAGUAACUGUCCUGUGAAAAUCUAACUUUUUAAAGUUAAUCCUUUCCGAGCUCAUAUCCAAAUAAUGUUGUUGACUCGUCCGAUUCUAGUAUUUGAGGCCAAAGCAUAAAUUACAGAUGAAAAAAAAAAAAUCAAACCUCUUUUUAAAAAUGACUAUUUCCCAAUAGAAC